Pseudophryne corroboree (corroboree frog) is the source of this 2386-nucleotide messenger RNA. RefSeq names its product multivesicular body subunit 12B (gene MVB12B). The transcript is spliced from 11 exons. The record is from RefSeq and is a predicted model, not a curated record. Gene Ontology annotation, cellular component: ESCRT I complex; late endosome. NCBI's taxonomy places the organism in Eukaryota, Metazoa, Chordata, Amphibia, Anura, Myobatrachidae. Gene Ontology annotation, biological process: virus maturation; viral budding; regulation of epidermal growth factor receptor signaling pathway. Bases 161 to 1096 code for a protein of 311 amino acids.
GUCCAAACCACUUUGUUAGUGCUGGCUGUGGGGACUAAAGUUUAAAUGCCCAGGAGGUGGCUGAUGUAAGCUUAACACCAGGACUGCAGCUUGGACAGGGGAAUCUCCCCUGAGCCUGUCAGACUGGACCUCCCUCUGCUCUCUCCCUCCUCGACUGGCAAUGAACAGCUGCCUUUGCAUGAAAAGAAGGGACGAUUUUCCACGCUUAACAGAUCACCCUAUAAUGCCUGAGGUCCGGGACCUAUCAGAUGCUCUGACAGACCUGUCUAUGGAUCCCAUCACUGGUGUUGGGGUAGUAGCAUCAAGAAAUCGAGCACCUACUGGAUAUGAUGUGGUUUCUCAGACGACAGACGGCUUGGAUGCCGACCUAUGGAAAGAUGGUUUAUUUAAGUCCAAGGUGACAAGAUAUCUUUGUUUCACCAGAGCCUUCUUAAGAGAAAAUAGCCAUUUAGGGAAUGUCUUGGUGGAUAUGAAACUGAUCGACAUAAAAGACACAUUACCUGUUGGCUUCAUCCCCAUCCAGGAGACUGUGGAUACACAGGAAGUUGCCUUUAGAAAAAAGCGCCUGUGCAUUAAGUUUAUUCCACGAGACUCCACGGAGGCCGCCAUCUGUGACAUCCGCAUUCUGAGCCGAUCUAAACAGGCCCCACCUCAGUAUACAUUCAUAGGGGAGCUGAACAGUAUGGGCAUCUGGUACCGAAUGGGAAGGGUUCCACGGGCCCCAGAAUCUCCGCAGCCCUCUACACCUUCCUCCCCAUCUGCAGUGGUGACGUCAGCGUCUGCUCCAAACCUCCCGAGACAUAUAUCCCUGACCCUUCCUGCUACCUUCAAGGGUAGGAAUAACACCCGUCCAGACUUUGAAAAUCAGCAGUCCAACCUGUAUGCGAUAUCUGCAAUGGAUGGAGUUCCCUUUAUGAUCUCUGAGAAGUUUGCAUGUGCAUCGGAAGCUAUGCAGCAAAUUGACCUAUUGGGAAUAACCAUCAAGUCCCUUGCAGAAAUAGAGAAAGAGUAUGAUUACAGCUUCAGAACAGAACAAAGCGCUGCAGCCCGCCUGCCACCAAGUCCUGCCCGCUGCCAGCAGAUGCCUCCGCCAUGAAGAAAGGAAAGACAGAUAAUGGAUUUGACACGCACAAAUACAGUACUACUGAGCAGAACCCAUUGCUGCUGACCCUAACUUCUAACCUCUGCCCAGCCAGAGUGGCAGAAAUGAAGAGUUGGUGGAAUUUUUUCUAACAGAAUAUGUUUUUUGUAUUGGUAUUUUGUAAAUAUAGCUACUAAAAAGAACAAAACCCCCCCUACGUAUUGAGUUGUAUUCCAGUGGUGAGCCUUCCCAGGCUCAGUUGCGAUACAGUAUUAAUCAGUACCAAGUAUGACUGCAUACUUCCAGUAUCUAGAACAGUGCUACUAGUGACUAUGGUUGGGACAGGGUGUGGUAGCAUCAUGUUACAGUGAAAGCUUAAGAAGAGGCACAUACGUUACCCACACAUAUACAAUGUGUUGCACGGCAUCUUCUAAACAUGUUACAAUAAAAGCAAAUGUGUAUUGUGCAUGGACAGCUGUGAUUAAUAUAUUCAUAUACCAUAGAAUAUUUCACAGAUUAAAUAUACAUGCCGCAGUUAUCUGUGUAUAUCAUUGCUCCUGUUUAUUGCUACACAAGCUUCCAUAUUGCUCCAUGCAACUACAACAGAUAACCAUGCCCAUAGCUUCCGCUCUUUGCAUUAGCUUGCUACCUUUUCUCUAAACCAAAGGUUCCCAAACUCUCUCCUCUAGGCACCCUUAGAGUGCAGGUUUUAAGGAUAGCCAUGCUUGAACACAGGUGAUUUAAGUAGUACCUCUGUCAGUUUUGAGUAUACCAUCUGUACUUAAGCAUGGAUAUCCUUUAAAACCUGGACUGGUUGGGUGCCUUGAGGACCAAGUACGGGAACCACUGGUCUAAACCAUGCUGAAGGAUUCCAUCACCCUUUCUCAUUGAAGAUAUUGGGAGUUGUAGUUCACCAUUAGGAAAACCCCUGACUGUCUACUGAUACUGUACCUGCACUGUUAAAGAUUAAUUAUGGCCAAUUUAUGAGUGUUAUUCUUUAUAUGUCCAGAAAAACAAGUGGGUGCAACUUACUCUUCUCCACCAUCCUCUUUUCUCUGGAUAUUUUACAUUUUUAAUGCAAGUCAGAGCGGCUGUACUGUAUUAAUGAAACCAGAAUAUCUUCUCUUCCAAUGGAAAACAGUUGACCAACGUCCAAAGUCCAGUUCUCCAAUACAACUACAAGCGAUUACCUUUAAGGCACACUUAAAGAAAUGUAAAGGAACGCUAACCAUAUAUUUUUUAUUUUGUCUUAGAGACAUAUUGUAUGAUGUAUUAAAAAAAUAAAAAUGUAGUAAUGACGAUGAA